AGGCCUGUGCGACACCGAGCUAUGUUGACAUGUCUGGUUCAAGAAUGUCUGGUUCAAGCUUUCCCUGGCGAGUAUAUAGAUUACUUCUCGAGAAGUCACUCUUGGAAAAUAUGGAUCUGGAAAUGGUGGAAGAGUAUCAUUUGGAAUCUGAGGGGAAAUCGCUAAUUUCUUCCAAAUCCUUGUUAUGCAUUUCGGUAAUAAUUGCCGUUAUUGCAAGCGGAUUCUUUGCCUCUCAUCAGGUAUUAGGAUUUUUGCUAUGUCCUGCACUUUUCAUCGGUUUACUGGAAGCUACCAAACGGUUUUGCUAUUAUAUCGUAUUUUCCUAUGUCUGUAUAUCAUCUGAUUUCGAUUCUGUUUUCCAUCAUAUUGUUGCUUCCAUUCGAUCCCGAGAAAUAGCUUUUUUCGGACUGCGGAAGAAGUUUGACAUGAAUGCGGUGUCGUGCUUACGUUCGCUUCGACUUCAACUGUUGAAAGCGCUUCGUUGUGAAGUUCGGUAUCAUGUGCGUAUGUCGAGAAAUCUGUGCAGGCAUAAUGAUUCGGAGAAGUUAUUGUGUGAGAUGUUCACAUUCGAAAUGUCUCGGUUGGCUUUAGAAGACGAUAUAUGUGAAGAGUUUCUCCAGCUAUCUGCCUUAAAGGAAUUGUGGCAGCUGUUAUUCCUUUUACGGAGUGAAUAUCUUCGGCUUUUUCUAUUGUAUUUGUCGCGUCCUUCGCACAAACUGAUACUUAUAUUUCUGAAUCAGCUUUACGAAACACUGCUUCUAAGAAAGAGCAAGGCCAGGCUUUUAUGUAGUCUUGAAUUUAUCAAUUAUCGAGGAUAUUGUGUGGCAGAGAAGAAAAUACGAAAGUUCUCGCCUUUUCUGUCAACUGCCGAGAAGAUUCUGGCGCAUCUCAGUUUUGCUGCAGAAAUCCUAAGGGGGGAUGAAAUACCAGAGGAGGAAAAAUUUCUAUGUGUUGUUGAAAUAUUGAAAAAGGCGAUUGAACUUUCUUCUCCCGAAACACAUAUAGAACAUGAAGAUACAAAUCAUCCAAGCAUGUUAUCAAACUCUUCAAUAUCGGGAAGUAUUGACGAAAUCGAGUCUGCUGCGGAUGAGCUAUCGGUUGAAAAGAUAUAUGAAGGAUGUCCUACAGUCUCAGAUGACCAACAAGAGGACAUUCUUCUCCCUUCAUGGCAGGAAAGCGGCGUAAGUUUGUGGGUAAUUGAAGUGUAUAUUUCUGGAAGAUAACAUAUGGACGAUACCUGCUACCACUUGGUGAAGAAUGAUAAGCCUCAUUCAUCCUUAAUGAAUCAAAUGAAGCAUUAGCAAGAUCUGUGGUUAUAGAAUUAAAAUCACGUCUUGUUGAGCGAAUGAGGGAAUUGGAUAUAGCUAAAACAACAAUAACUGAUCACGCUCAACGAAUGGCGACAGUUGAAGAUGAAUUUCGAGAAAUACUAACAGUCGAUGGAAACUGUAAUGCUGAGAAGGCUGCUGCUCAAGACAAUUUUAAUAUUUUCAGUUCGAUCCCGGAAAAUAAUGAUAUAUUUCAGUCGCACGUAAAGUUAGAUUUAAAACAAGCCAUCUCAUUUGUAAAAUUAACACCAACUGUUGAUUUUAUAGAUGAUCCUGAAAAUGAGUCAUGAUAUGGAACAGAAAGUUCUUUUUGAUGCAGCGUUUUUGUAAUUUUGGUAUCAUUAUUGAAACCUCGCCUGGCUUUUUUUCACAUUAUUUGUAAUUUGAUAAUUUCGUAAAACUUUGCUCUUAUAUUUCUUCAUGAGAUUGAGAAAUGCUGC
This is a messenger RNA of Loa loa (African eye worm), 1768 nucleotides long. RefSeq lists its product as hypothetical. Bases 30 to 1223 code for a protein of 397 amino acids. The transcript has 9 exons. The record is from RefSeq and is a predicted model, not a curated record. Lineage: Eukaryota; Metazoa; Nematoda; Chromadorea; Rhabditida; Onchocercidae.